Closterium sp. Naga37s-1 is the source of this 1350-nucleotide messenger RNA. The record is from the annotation of a GenBank genome assembly. Lineage: Eukaryota; Viridiplantae; Streptophyta; Zygnematophyceae; Desmidiales; Closteriaceae.
AUGCGUUUAUUUAUCGUUCGCGUUGUCAUAUUGUCUUCGCUCGAUGCUGCUGUGGCAGCCGGCAUCCCGAACAUCCGGUGGUUCGGCGUGGAGGGCGACUACAAUGUCAUGGUCAUCGACCUGCUCGGGCCCAGCCUCGAGGACCUUUUCAACUUCUGCGCCAGGAAGUUCUCGCUCAAGACCGUGCUCAUGCUCGCAGACCAGCUGAUCAACCGAGUGGAGUACGUGCACUCAAAGAGCUUCCUGCAUCGCGAUAUCAAGCCGGAUAAUUUCCUCAUGGGGCUGGGCAGGCGCGCGAACCAGGUGUACAUCAUCGACUUCGGGCUCGCUAAGAAGUACCGCGACCCCACCACGCACCAGCACAUCCCCUACAGAGAGAACAAGAACCUGACGGGCACGGCUCGCUACGCCAGCAUCAACACACAUCUCGGCAUCGAGCAAAGCCGGAGGGACGACCUGGAGUCAUUGGGCUACGUGCUCAUGUACUUUCUUCGAGGAAGCUUGCCAUGGCAGGGUCUGAAGGCGGGUACCAAGAAGCAGAAGUAUGAGAAGAUUAGCGAGAAGAAAAUGUCCACGCCCAUCGAGGUCCUUUGCAAGGGCUAUCCCACGGAGCUGGCGUCUUACUUCCACUACUGCCGCUCGCUGCGCUUCGAUGACAAGCCCGACUAUGCGUACCUCAAGCGCCUCUUCCGUGACCUCUUCAUUCGCGAAGGGUUCCAGUUUGACUACGUGUUUGACUGGACCAUUCUCAAGUACCAGCAGUCGCAGGCCUCCGUCGCCCCGACCCGCAUGAUGGGUGCAAAUGCGGCAGCUGCAGCACCAUCUCCCGCUGCCAAUGCACCAGACGCGGACUUGGCUCGCCGCAGGUCCCCCAUGGAGAGCCCGCGGCACCGGAGCCCAAUGCCUCAUGCUGACGAGGAGGCGGAGGCGGAGCGCCAUGCAUACGCGCGGACGGGCAGCGGGUCAGGGGCGCGCAGAGCGCCUGCUGCUGGUGGGAUAGCGCCCGCACAGGCAGCAGCAGCGGGAGCAGGGGGCGUGCGGGGGAGCACACCGGACGCACUGGACAGCAAGCGAGGGCUGGGACUCACGAAUGCGCUGUCAGGGAUUCGCUCAGGGUCACGCGUUCGCACUGGGGGCGUGCGGGGGAGCACAACGGACGCGCUGGAUAGCAAGCGAGGGCUGGGACUGACUAACGCACUGUCAGGGAUUCGCUCGGGGUCACGCGUUCGCACUGGUGAGAUUCAAUCGAUGGCUUUGGGUCUCGGGUCAGGGGAGCGGGCAUGUGUGGCAGUGGUAGGCAGGAGGAUCGCACCUGCCUGUUUAUGUGAUGGGAUAGCCAGAGGCGUGUAG